Messenger RNA from Neltuma alba, 1245 nucleotides. Its product is annotated as patatin-like protein 2. Gene Ontology annotation, biological process: lipid metabolic process. NCBI's taxonomy places the organism in Eukaryota, Viridiplantae, Streptophyta, Magnoliopsida, Fabales, Fabaceae. The record is from RefSeq and is a predicted model, not a curated record. The transcript is spliced from 6 exons. Gene Ontology annotation, molecular function: glycerophospholipase activity; monoacylglycerol lipase activity. The coding region runs from base 1 to 1245 and encodes 414 amino acids.
AUGGAGAGAACAAAGUCAUCCCUUCUUCAAAUUCAACCCCCAACCUAUGGAAAUCUAGUCACCAUUCUCAGCAUCGAUGGAGGCGGUAUUAGGGGCAUCAUCCCUGCCGCCAUUCUCGAAUUCCUGGAAUCUCAACUCCAGGAGCUGGACGGUGAAGAAGCAAGGCUCGCAGACUACUUUGAUGUGAUUGCAGGAACCAGCACGGGGGGUCUCGUAACCGCCAUGCUCACCGCUCCAAAUGGAAGGAAGCGACCACUCUUUGCUGCCAAGGAUAUCAAGCCCUUUUACCUGGAGCACAGUCCAAAUAUAUUCCCACAGAAAUUCUCAUUCGGAGCGAUAGGAAAAUUGUUCAGAUCAAUGGCUGGUCCCAAGUACGAUGGCGAAUACCUUCAUCAAGUAGUGAGACAGAAGUUGGGAGAGACUCGGUUGCACGAGACACUCACCAACGUUGUCAUCCCCACCUUUGACAUAAAGGCGAUGCAGCCAGUCAUAUUCUCAUCUUAUCAGAUCAAGAAGUCCCCUUUUUUGGACGCUCGACUCUCUGACAUAUGCAUCAGCACCUCUGCUGCGCCUACUUAUCUUCCAGGCCACCACUUCAAGAACCAAGAUUCUGAAGGCAACGUCCGCGAAUUCAAUCUUAUUGAUGGCGGUGUUUCUGCAAAUAAUCCCACUUUAGUUGCCUUGAACCAAGUGACGAAGCAGGUCAUUAAUGAAGAUCCUGAUUUCUUUCCCAUCAAGCCCAUGGAUUAUGGUCGCUUCCUCAUAAUCUCAAUAGGCACAGGCACAGCAAAGAAUGAGCAAAAGUUCAAUGCAAAAAUGGCUGCCAAAUGGGGAUUGUUGGACUGGUUAACUAAAGGCGGCUCUACCCCUUUGAUCGACGUGUUUACACAAUCCAGUGCUGAUCUCGUCGAUUUCCAUUUAGCUACCGUCACUCAAGCCCUUCAUUCACAGGAUAAUUACCUAAGGAUACAGGAUGAUACGUUGGCUAGUACAGUUUCGUCGGUUGAUAUUUCCACCGAAGAGAAUUUAGAAAAACUGAGCCAAACAGGUGACGAUCUAUUGAAGAAACCGGUUUCUAGGGUCAACUUAGAGACUGGUCUGUUUGAACCCGUCGAAAAUGGAGGGACCAAUGAGGAUGCUCUCAAAAAGUUUGCAAAAAUUCUUUCUCAAGAAAGGAGGCUGCGAGAAAUGAGAUCCCCACAUGCCAACACCAAGACAUCAGGGCCCGAUAGUCUGUUUAUCUAG